Mycotypha africana is the source of this 858-nucleotide messenger RNA. RefSeq lists its product as uncharacterized. NCBI's taxonomy places the organism in Eukaryota, Fungi, Mucoromycota, Mucoromycetes, Mucorales, Mycotyphaceae. Gene Ontology annotation, molecular function: GTP binding; ribosomal small subunit binding; rRNA binding. The transcript is spliced from 5 exons. Gene Ontology annotation, biological process: ribosomal small subunit assembly. The coding region runs from base 199 to 810 and encodes 203 amino acids. The record is from RefSeq and is a predicted model, not a curated record.
UGUAGGAGAAGAGGUAUCGGGUGUAUCGCCAAAAGCCCAUACAACGAGAGAAAGAGUCUUAGCUGUGAUGACAGAGGAUAAAUACCAAGUUGUAUUUUUGGAUACUCCAGGAGUGAUUGCUGAUCCCAAAAUUGCCAGAAGAAAUAGUGAGCUAGCAAGCGUAGCAUGGCGGUCUUUGGAUGAGGCAGAACAUUGUAGAUGAUGGUAAUCGUAAGCGCAAAGCGAGCGCUUCAACCUCAAGCUCGUGCUGCAGAAGAAUACAUUUUGAAGCAAUUAUCAAACAUACAAAUACCAGCCACAUUAAUUUUUAAUAAGAUGGAUCUUGUGAAAGACGAACGUAAUUUACUAGAACCUGUUGUGAAUCGGUACCUGGCAGGUUACAAACACUUUACAAGGACAUUAUAUGUUUCUGCACUAUUUAAUGAUGGAUUGAUGACAGUUAAGGAUACAUUAUGUUCAAAGGCUUUGCCAGCUCCAUGGCUUUAUCCGCCCACUCAAACAUCAGAAAUGGCUCCCUUAAAACGUGUUGAAGAUAUUAUUCGUGUGGAGUUUUUCAAACGGCUCAACUACUACCUUCCAUACAGCUUGAAACAAGAAAAUGCAGUUUGGAUGGAAAAUGAAAAAGACGGAUCUCUCAUGAUAACUCAGAAUAUUUACGUUGAACGCGACAGUCAGCAAAAAAUUAUUAUUGGAGCCAAAGGUCGCAUUAUCACUGCCGUAAUUCACGAAGCACGACAAAAAAUAGCAAAUGCUUUGAAAAAACCGAAAGUGCAAUUGUUUAUUAAAAUCAAAACAAGAAAAAGGCAAUAAUAUUAUUAUAAGGUGAUGAGUAGUAUUGGUAUUUGAAGUAAAAAUGAA